CAGAAAGCAGAAUGUCUGUAAAAGAUUUCAUCAAGGGUCUGCCCAUUCACGACUCGACCAAUUUCACUCAUUUGAGCAACGAACACGGAAUUCGGACAUCGCAGAAGCGUGCAUCCGUCUACCUGCCCACCGAGGAUGAGCAUUCCGAGCAGCUGAUCGUGAUGGACAAGCGCUGCGUCCUGCUGCGCUACCUCACCCAGCAGUGGGACAAGAAGACGCUCCAGCGGAAGCGCGAGCACGGCGGGGAGUCGGGAAAUGGCAACGGAAGCACCUCCACGCCCAACGGCAACGGCACCAACAGCAAAAAGCGCCCGCGCCUCGACCCCAACGAGCUGAACUGAGCGGCAGGACCUCCAGUUUCCAGGCUCCAGCACACCAAGGACAUCCCCCACAGCACUCGAGCGCCCACGAGCUUCGCCACCACGAGUUUCUCUUCAUUUACCUAAAUAUAUUCAUAUUUAAAUAAAAUACACUUAGUACAAAGGAGUUGCAGUCGAACAG
Molecule: messenger RNA, 501 nt
Organism: Drosophila takahashii
Lineage: Eukaryota; Metazoa; Arthropoda; Insecta; Diptera; Drosophilidae
Product: DET1- and DDB1-associated protein 1
Biological process (GO): positive regulation of proteasomal ubiquitin-dependent protein catabolic process
Cellular component (GO): Cul4-RING E3 ubiquitin ligase complex
Source: RefSeq, a predicted model, not a curated record